CCUUUUGCGCCUUUUCACGUUUUGAACUUUCCGGUCGGGAGUUGAUUCAGGAGGCGAUUCCGGUUGCUUGUUUGCCGUGGUUCUGUUGUCUGAAGUGUGCGUGGAGUUGUUUGAGCUCGAACUGGCAGCUGCACAGCUUUAUGGAACUUUGUUUAGGAUUGAAUGUCACGUCGAAUUUGGAAUCUGCUACGUAUAGAAUUUCGCGUUAUGGGACACUUCGAGUUUUUUGAUGAUGUGCUUUGAGUUUGUCUUAAGUUUCAAGUUGGCGUUAUACGGGUUAUCAUCCUGGUACUAGUCCUAAAUCUGCAAUCAUCUCGGCCAUUUCUAACAUCUGCUUUGUUCAACACAAGCGUGGAAGGAAUUUAUAACAUGUCCCUGUUUGCUUCAAAGUUGAUAAGAGCAGGGGACAGCAUUUUGAAGGUCCCUUUCAACGUGGAAAUAUCACCAGAUGAUCUCCUUCCUGAAAUUAGGUCCUGUAAAGUAGGAAAUGUAGCUAAACUUGCUACCGUCGUCCUGAAAGAACAGAAAAUGGUUCAGGAUUCUGAGUGGGCUCCUUAUAUAAGAUGUCUUCCUUUGCCCAAGGAGAUGCAUAGCAUGGUAUUCUGGAGCGAUGAGGAGUUGGAGAUGAUUAAAGAAAGCUUGGUUUAUCAAAGAACCAUUGACAAGAAAGUUGGAAUGGAGAGAGAUUUUUCAGUACUCAGACAUGCUCUUGAUUGUCACUUGCCAGAAGUUUCCAAGGAUAUGAAAUUUGAAGAUUUUAUGCAUGCAUGUGCUUUGGUGGAAUCUCGCGCGUGGGAAAGCAGCAAGGGCUAUUCUCUGGUUCCUUUUGCAGAUUUUCUUAACCAUGAUGGGCUUGCAAAAGCAGUUUUGUUGAGGGAUGAACAAAAACAAUUCUCAGAGGUGAUUGCUGAUCGCAAUUAUGCUCCUGGUGAACAGGUACUAAUAUCAUAUGGAAAGUUUUCGAAUGCUGUCUUAUUGUUGGAUUUCGGGUUUACCAUUCCACACAACAUUUAUGAUGAGGUUCAGAUCCAAUUCAAUGUUCCUCUUCAAGAUCCUCUAUACAAAAUGAAGCUGUAUCUUCUGCAAAGACAUUGCUUGCAGAUAACUCGCAAUUUUGGCAUUUCCAAGUGUCCCGCAGAUUCUUUCACAAUCAAGGAAGUGAGAUCUGCUAAGGGAAAAGGCACUGGGAUUCCGCAAUCACUCCGUGCUGCUGCCCGUGUGCUAUCUUGCAUCUCUCCUGAAGAGCUGAAUGAUAUGGAGGAGGAAGCCACCCAAAAUGAUGGCCGGCUUGGCCGACGUCCUUUAAAGAACAUCACCAGGGAAAUACAAGCACAUCAGUUGUUGCUAUCAAGUAUCACCAAAUUGAUUGACCAAUACAAUGCAUCUGCGAAGUUAAUGAAGCCUACUGGUUGUCCUGCAAGCAAAAGAGAUGGCAUCCGUAGGUUGAUGGCAUGUGAGCUGCUGGCUGGUGAACUUCGUAUUCUGAAAUCUGCUGCUUCAUGGCUAGAAAACUACACAACCAACCUGUGUGACGAGAUAAAACUGGCUGGAGGCUUUGUUAGUCGGUGAAACAAUUGAGUAAGUAGACAAUUUCCAUGUCAGAAAUCAAAGGGAGCACCAGUGAAGCGAGAAACCCAUUGCUUGUAUUUUGAUGGGUGCGUGCAAAUAUCUGAAUGCAGCAGGCAGCCAGUCAGAGCCUUCUAGUUUGGGUGCCUGCAAAUCAGGUGUGCGGAUUAUCUGUUUCUCAUGUUCUAUUCUUCAGAGUUAGAAGAGGUCAUCCGUUAUCCACGCACGUUAAGCUCCCUUAAUGCGGAUAAGCAUCUGGUUUCUGAAUCAAUGUCUUGAGUUUUGGUACCCAUGUUGAUGAAUUUGAAACCUUACCUUCUUCCUUCGGGUCAGGAGCUCUCUAUGCAUAUUUUUGUUUGCUUGGCCGUUCCGAUAAAUGUUAUCCGCUUGGGUCGUUACGUUGAAGCUUUGAUUUGUC
This is a messenger RNA of Eucalyptus grandis, 1984 nucleotides long. Its product is annotated as fructose-bisphosphate aldolase-lysine N-methyltransferase, chloroplastic. Gene Ontology annotation, molecular function: protein-lysine N-methyltransferase activity; protein binding. The transcript is spliced from 14 exons. Gene Ontology annotation, biological process: peptidyl-lysine monomethylation. The coding region runs from base 370 to 1569 and encodes 399 amino acids. The record is from RefSeq and is a predicted model, not a curated record. Lineage: Eukaryota; Viridiplantae; Streptophyta; Magnoliopsida; Myrtales; Myrtaceae.